AUGGCAGAAAUGAAUACCAAAGAAGUGGCAGGCGUGAGUGAGCUUCACCAGCGCCAUGACGGCCGCCAAAUCGAGCUUGUGGGCCCCGAUGGCCAGCACAGAAAAGUCGCCGUCGCCGAUUUGACCCAGGACGACUCCGAGCUGGCGACGAAGUUCGGUUAUAACCCGGUGUUCAAGCGAGAGUUUGGAUACUUGUCGACAUUCUCCUUUGCAGUCAGCAUCAGUGGUCUCUUCGCCACCAUCAUGACCACCAUGUCGUAUCCUUUAAUCGCAGGCGGCAGCAGUGCGGUGGUAUGGUGUUGGUUCGUCUCUGGUGCUGGUUGUAUGUGCAUUGCAUGCUCUGUCGCCGAACUGGUCUCUGCCUAUCCGACCUCUGGAGGACUGUACUUUACGAUUUCCCGGUUGGCCCCUCCGAGCUGGGUCCCUAUUAUUAGCUGGAUUACUGGCUGGCUCAACCUCUUGGGCCAGGUAGCGGGUGUCGCGUCGUCUGAGUAUGGUGCCGCCCAAAUGCUGCUAGCGGCAGUGUCCAUGAGCCGCGACUUUAAUUAUACAAUCACUGUGAACACAACCGUCGGCGUCAUGGCUGCGUUGACUGUCAUCACGGGCGUGGUCAACUCGCUUUCCACCUAUUGGAUGGAAAAGAUGACUAAAUUCUACGUGAUUUUCCACGUCUGUGUUCUUGUGGCUUGCGCCAUUGCUCUGUUGGCUUUGACCGAGGACAAGCAUGACACCAAGUACGUCUUCACUCAUGUCGAGACAGAGAGCGGCUGGUUCCCCGUCGGCUUCAGUUGGUUGUUUGGCUUCUUGUCCGUCAGCUGGACCAUGACCGACUAUGAUGCGACCGCCCACAUUACGGAGGAGAUCAGCAAUCCGGAACUCAAGGCUCCAUGGGCUAUUUCCCUGGCCAUGCUGUUCACCUAUGUCGCUGGUUUCCUGUUCAACAUUGUCCUCUGCUAUUGCAUGGGUGACCCAGACGAAAUUCUCGUGUCGAAGAUGGCCCAGCCGGUUGCACAGAUCUUCUACAACAGUCUGGGCAAGGGCGGUGCGAUGUUCUUCACCAUUGCGGCCUUGAUUAUCAUCAAGUUCGUUACUUUCACGGCCAUGCAGGCCCUUGGCCGAACUGUCUUUGCCUUCUCCCGUGACCGCCUGAUGCCAUUCUCCAAUGUAUGGGUCAAGAUUUCCACCUGGACGGGCACGCCGCUGUAUGCUGUGUGGAUCUCCGUCGUCUUGUGCAUUGCCAUCAACUUGAUUGGCCUCGGCUCGUACACUGCCAUUUCGGGUGUAUUCACAGUUUGCGCCAUUGCGCUCGACUGGAGCUACUGCAUUCCCGUUAUGUGCAAGCUCAUGUUCGGCAAAUUUCAGCCCGGUCCCUGGCAUAUGGGUCCUCUCAGCACCAUCGUCAACAUCUGGGCGUGCCUGUGGACCUUGUUUGUUAGCAUCAUUUUCAUUCUGCCCACUGCGAUGCCGGUCACUGCAGUAACCAUGAACUACGCAUGCGUCUACGUCGUGGCAGUUCUGCUGUUUGCUCUGGUGUAUUGGUACAUCCGCGGCCGUUCCGUCUACACGGGCCCCGUUACUGAGGCCAUUGCCGACGAUCUCUCCGAGAGUGAACUUGUGGAGGGCGAGAAAAAGGCCGAUGGCCCCGCCGCGUAA
Penicillium canariense is the source of this 1653-nucleotide messenger RNA. RefSeq lists its product as uncharacterized. Gene Ontology annotation, biological process: transmembrane transport. The record is from RefSeq and is a predicted model, not a curated record. Gene Ontology annotation, molecular function: transmembrane transporter activity. NCBI's taxonomy places the organism in Eukaryota, Fungi, Ascomycota, Eurotiomycetes, Eurotiales, Aspergillaceae. Gene Ontology annotation, cellular component: membrane. Bases 1 to 1653 code for a protein of 550 amino acids. The transcript is spliced from 5 exons.